AGUCCGCGCGAAGCGGCGCGGUGGCUUAGCGCUCCGCAGUGUCCCGGCCGGCCGCCCUAAGACGCAGGCGCAGGCGGGGCGGGCGUGCGGCGCGAGAGUGCAUGGCGUUGCUGUACCGCGCGACGCGGCUUAAAGACCGCGCGGACACGCACGUCUUCACCUUCGUGGUCACACGUUCCGUCACCCGCGAGCCCGACCGUGACGUCACCUCCAAGGACUUCUGUUGCUCGCACCAACGAUGGGCCGUCGCGUUCAAUCGCUCCGAGGCUUCACUGGGUGUUUACCUAGUUUGGCGGGGUGUAUGCGAAGGCAUGCGAGUUUACGUCGACUUCACUUUCACCUUGCUUAGUCGUGACCACUUUACAGCAAACGAAGGUUUCUCCGGCAAGCAAGUUAGAUUUUACGCGGGUUGUGCAGCUCAAGGACGUGGACGAUGCGUUUCACUUGCCGAACUCAACGCCAAGUUUGCGGACGCACGUGGCGAAUUCCAGCUAGAACUGAGUAUGUCACGUGUUAGAACUUUGUAUUCAUGGGAAUUACGAGCUCCUCGUUUGGAUACACCUCCGAUAGCUUUUGCCGGAUUUGAUUGGUCGGUGUCUGCGACCGGCGGUGUUGGAAAGGAACCACUUACAUUGCGUCUUGUAAGACUAUCUGGUGAGGGACAGCGUUGUCGUAUCCGGUAUGCGCUAGCCCUUGGAGAAGGAGAGAGACGGAUACACUCUGGUCCUCUCGAAUGCCUUUGCGACACAGAGGGUCGUACUCCACCGUGGACUCCUCGUCCUCCUUAUCGUCUUCUUCACAAAGGUGUUCGACUAAUGGUAGAAUUAGUAUCAGCAAGAGCCUUAGCGGAGCUAUCGGUGCCUGUUGCUGGUCGUGCUGCUACGUGCUAUGAUCGAGAUAAGCAAGCAUGGGCAUUGCGUUGUGACACACAUUCAGAAACAGUACGACUUCACAUGUUGUACCGCGAUGUCCAUCAUGUGCCGCGCAACCAUCUACGCUAUGUGAGUUGGUCGGCAUGGUUAGUGCGAUCUGCUCCUGCUCCAGGUGAACCAGAGGCAGAAGAGUUACCCGGGGCACCUUUCGAGAACUAUUAUGCUCAAGAGAGUGCUGACGAAGGACUUAUGAUGGAAACGGCUUUACGGGUUGAGGAUGUAUCCAGAACCGGUUGUCCAUUUUUACAUCCAGGCGGAGAACUUCAAGUGCGUCUUGAAUGGUCCGACACAUAUCUCCUUUUUCAAGCUACUUAUCACGUUUACGACGACCUUUGUCGAUUACAUGCACACCAGAUGAGACGCGAGAUAGCUGCGCUACAGGCGGAGAACUACUCGCUCGAGCGACAGUUGUUCAGUUAUCAAAAGAGCCUAGCCUACGCUCAAGCACAGGCCGGGGAGCCAGCGGUAGCGGAGACUAGCGGCCGGCGCUCGCCCGCCGAGCGGUCGUUGUCCACCGACACGGAGUAUGCGUGAGGUGCGGGCCCUGGCAGCGUGUAGACACGUUGACCGCCUUCUACAUGCCCGCACUCGAGUCUUCUAUCCUUUCGACUGAUUCUGACGUUUUUGAGCGAUUUAUCUAUUUUUCUAAACGUUUUAUGGCGAACUGCGCCCUCGUCCGCACUGCUUCUCGCCGGUCGUCUGCACUCUCGCCGCUCGGGUCUAUCGAUAGCUGAUUAUUAUAUUCGACUACUUUUCUAUUUAUCUGUACAUAAAAUAUAUUUAGAUAUAAUAUAUUAUGUAUAUUUCUUAACUUAAAACUCGAAUUCAUA
This is a messenger RNA of Vanessa atalanta (red admiral), 1762 nucleotides long. RefSeq lists its product as uncharacterized. The coding region runs from base 102 to 1466 and encodes 454 amino acids. The transcript has 4 exons. The record is from RefSeq and is a predicted model, not a curated record. Lineage: Eukaryota; Metazoa; Arthropoda; Insecta; Lepidoptera; Nymphalidae.